AGCACAAGCUGCAGCGUCAACUGUCUGCUGGAGUUGUGAAGCAGAGUCCCAGUCAAAGACAAGCAAGCGGCGAGCUGAAUUCCUGUGGCGAUUUGGUUGAUGCUGAGCGGAUUUUGUUUUUAAAAAAAGGACUGCUGGAAUCUGCAGCAGGAUAACCAUGCAUCUGAUUUGCAUCUUGAUUUAGCCAGAGUUGAUGCACACAUGUGGCUCUGUAAGCUGUGACUGUGACCAUACUAUCAAGGAAAUUCCUCCAUUCUCAAGGGUCACCUCGACAGAUUAAGAACAAAUCAGAAGUCUACAGGGAGAUGGCCACUGAGGAAAACCAAACUAAAGUUGGCUCUGUGGCAGCAUUCCACCAUGUUUCACCUCUAUCCACUGGGAGCAGACCCAGCAAAGAGGACAAAUAUGCAACUAAUCUGCCGGAAGCAAGGCGGAGCACUGACCAGCGGUGGCUCCCAAAGCAGCGGAGCUGUCCUUCACUCCUCCUCAACAGGAAGCCGCCAUGUGAUGAUUUCAAAGGGACGUUUUUGGACAAACAUUGUGAAGAGUAUAAGUACAACUCAAAAGUCAUCAGUCCCAAAGAAAAACUGUUCAAGGAAGUUUCAACUGCUAUACAUGUUGAAAGAAAAACUACGAUAUGUAGGAAUAAUUCAGAAGGAUCUGUGUUCCUGGACAAUGCAGAAGAUAAUAUGAAUGAAGGUGGAAACAAAUCUACCAGUAGUCCAUGCUCCUGUGGCAUGUCUAGCUUAGAAAGAAGUAUGAAUUGUUGCUUAUGUCACAGCCUUCAGCACAGUCCAAGCCCCGGCUCCAGUCCUGUUCAACAUUGUCACCUCCGCCGUGGCAGUGUGCCUGUGUCAUUGCUGGCUUUUCGUAAGGAUGGUCCAUCCAGUGAGCCGAGCUCUUUGGCUUCCUCUCCCUGCGGUUCUCCCCAACUCUGCCUCCGCAAGCAUCACAAGAAUGGUCACAUUUCUCUGUCCCACCUCAAAGAUGGAUAUUCAAGUUUAGAGAGACUAAAUAGAAGGCCCAAGAUUAAAAAAUGUUCCUUGGAGAAAGCAUUCGCUCGAGGUCCGUCUCUGGAAAUGAUACCAACAACACUGGAAGCAUCCGCAGGAGGGGCCACAAUCUGCAACAGUGGGAGCAACAGCAGUGGUGAGGAAGAGGGAGACAUCCUGUCAGAUAGCAGAGAGUUUGACAGUAAAAAACGUUCCACUGUGCUGGUGAGGCGGUACUGCAGAAAUAAUGAGAAGGUGAUCAAGUCAGUGUGUGCAGGAACCAGCGCAAUUGUCAAAGAACUGCCAUCAGGUUGCAUCUCAGAGGAUGCCUGUGGAAUUGUUAUUGACUACAAACUCUGGCGUCCUCGCAAAGAUUUGAGGCCAAUCUUGACACGUGGAGAACAUUUCAGAGUCUGCAGGGAGAUGCUUCGUUCUGUCAGAGUGAGCCCACACCUGGUCACCAGCUGUUUGCAGGACAGAGAAGAAAUCAAUCUAAUUCAUCCUUCCAGAAAGCUUCUGUUGUCUCAGCCUGGAUGUGCCUGUCUCAGGGAGCCUCUAAGCCCACUCCACCUUACCACACCAGUGGGACCGGACUUGAAAACCUGCUUUAAUCCCUGGUGUCACCAACCUUUUCAUACGCAUAGAUUGUAUCGUGCUUGUGACCAGAAGACGUUGCUGUGUUCCCUGCUCACUGGAGCAUUCCUCGAGGCCACGGUUUCUCUUGGGGCACGGGCAUCUCUUCCCUUCUCAUUACCGCAGUGCUCUAACGGCCACGCUGUGCUAAAAGAGCGUCAGCUGGCCAACAGUAUGACCAGCAGCAGCUCUCUUCCUCCCAGUGUGAGCGGGAUCAGCAAGGAGCUGGCAGAGCUGCGCCACCUCGUUCAGUUCCCAGAGGAGAUCGCCUGCAUCCUCACAGAGCAGGAGCAGCAGCUUUAUCAACAGGUCUUUCCUUUAGAUUACCUCUGCUUCCUCACACGAGAUCUUGGCAGUCCCGAGUGUCAGACCAGACGCCACCCAAACCUCAAGGCCUCGCUGUCGGUGCCGGCCAUGCCCACACAGAAUGCUCAGCGCAGCAAUGCUGUGGAGGACCUAGUGGCGCGGUUCAAUGAGGUGAGUUCAUGGGUGACGUGGCUGGUUCUGACGGCUGGGUCCAUGGAGGAGAAGAGAGAAGUUUUUUCCUAUCUUGUCCACGUCGCCAGAUGCUGUUGGAAUAUGGGAAACUACAAUGGUGUCAUGGAGUUCCUGGCUGGACUAAGAUCCCGUAAAGUGUUGAAGAUGUGGCAGUUUAUGGACCAGACGGACAUCGAGACCAUGAGAAGUUUGAAGGAUGCCAUGGCUCAGCAUGAAUCUUCUUCUGAUUACAAGAAAGUUGUGACCCGAGCGCUCAAUAUCCCAGGCUGCAAGGUGGUGCCAUUCUGUGGGGUUUUCCUAAAAGAGCUGAGUGAUGCACUGAACAGCACAGCAAGCAUCAUCAGCCUCAAACAAUCUCCAGAUAACACAGAUGACUCAAUAGAGUUUGUGUCCGACUACAGCGGGCAGCACAAUUUUAUGUCUCGGUCCGGGUCUGAUGGGCUGCACAUCCCAGACAAAGAAGCCACCGUCAGCAACAUCCUGCAGAUUAUUAGAUCGUGCAAUCGUAGUUUGGAGUCUGAAGAAUCCGAUGAAACAUCUACCAGUCCCUUGUCAACUGGUCCAUCCCUCACAUACAGAUGCAACUCUUUACGGGACCGCUGCCGCAAUCAAUUCACAGUUGGAGACUUGUCGGACUCGGACGGUGACCUGUCCGUUGAACCAAAACUGAAAGAGGUGGAGUUUCAGGGUACUGAGGAGACGCACAGAGCUUUCAGUCACGGCACGGAGCUCAUUCCCUGGUAUGUAUUGUCACUACAGCCAGAUGUUCACCAGUUUUUGCUGCAGGGAGCUACAGUCAUUCAUUACGACCAGGACAGCCACCUCACAGCUCGCUGUCUGCUGCGGCUUCAGCCUGACAACACGACGCUCAUCUGGGGUAAGCCUCAAAGCGGAGGAGCUUCCCCCAUGGAACAGCCACCCGGGUUAGGACAGAGCGUGGUGCCUGGGUUAGCCGAAGGCCUCUUGGACAUUGGAGUGGUGAAGGCAGUGUUUUUGGGCCACCAGGGGGUUGAUGUUCACGCUGUAUGUUUGCAAAACAAGCUGAGCCAAAUGAUGGUGGAGGAGAACGGUCUGACUCUGCUCUACGGUCUCAGUACCACUGACAACAGACUUCUACACUUUGUGGCACCCAAUCACACCGCACAAAUGCUCCACAAGGGCCUGACAGAGCUGGUGAAUGCAACCAGGAAACUAAAGAAGUUCCCAGACCAAAGACUUCAGUGGCUGAGGAGGCAGUAUGUUAGCUUAUAUCAGGAGGAAGGCAGGUACGAGGGUCCCACAUUAGCUCAGGCCAUUGAGCUGUUUGGUGGGAGGAGGUGGAACAUGGGCACAGGUGCUGUAGAGAAACAAAGUAACCAGAAAAACAGCCCGCUGAGCAUCAAUGACAAGUCCAAGAAGAAAAAGAAGGUUCUUGUAAGGGGAGACAGUGGGGAUGCCACCGAUGAUGAGAUGGUUUCCAGGAAGACGCGGAGCUGUAAGGAAGGUUUAUAUCGAAAUGGUCCUGAAUCUGACAGCAUCGACCAAGAAGAUCCAGAUGACAGCUUCCCAGGACCAUUCUCCAUAUCAUCCAAUAAGAGCUCUGGGUUGCUAGCCUCUUCCUCGUCAUCGUCUUCUUCCUCCAGCAUGGCCGGGUCCAACCACUCCCGUCCACAAUCAUCUCCAAUCCUGUCAGGGACGUCCAAGUCACAGCCAGGGGCGUGGAGCAGCAGAUCAUGGCACGGCCGAGGUAAAGCCUGCUUCAGGGGCUUCCAGAAUCUCAUGAUUUCUGACAGCACCAUGAGCUUCAUUGAAUUUGUUGAACUCUUCAAGUCAUUCAGCAUCCGAAGCAGGAAGGACCUGAAAGAACUGUUUGACACCUUUGCUGUGCCCUGCAGUCGCUCAUGUCCAGAAUCCUCCCCUCUCUACACCAACCUCAGGAUAGACGACAAAGAUACAGGACUACAGCCAGACCUGGACCUACUCACCCGGAAUGGAUCUGAUCUUGGCCUUUUUAUCCGGACGAGGCAGCUAAUGUCAGACAACCAGAAGCAGAUCUCAGAUGCGAUCGCGGCAGCCAGCAUCGUGACAAACGGCACAGGGGUGGAGAACGCAUCACUGGGCGUUUUGGGAUUGGCUAUACCACAACUCAAUGACUUUUUAGUGAACUGUCAGAGAGAGCACCUGAGCUAUGAUGAGAUCCUCAGCAUCAUACAGAGGUUUGAGCCUUCAUCAACCAUGAGACAAAUGGGUUUUAUGUCCUUUGAAGGUUUUGCAAGGUUUCUGAUGGACAAAGACAACUUUGCUUCUAAUAAUGAGGAAUCUCAGAUGAAUCCAGAGGAGCUGCAGUACCCUCUGUCAUAUUACUACGUUGAGUCUUCUCACAACACCUACCUGACUGGUCAUCAGCUCAAAGGAGAGUCCUCUGUUGAGCUUUAUAGCCAUGUUCUGCUUCAAGGCUGUAGGAGCGUGGAGUUGGACUGCUGGGAUGGAGAUGACGGCAUGCCAGUCAUUUACCACGGACACACACUCACCACCAAAAUCCCCUUUAAGGAUGUGGUGGAAGCCGUAAAUCGGUCCGCAUUUGUCAACUCUGACAUGCCAGUCAUAUUGUCCAUAGAGAACCACUGCUCACUUCUGCAGCAGCGUAAGAUGGCUGAAAUAUUCAAGACUGUGUGUGGGGAACGUCUUGUGACUCGUUUCCUUUUUGAGAGUGACUUCAGCGAUGACCCUCACCUGCCAUCCCCACUGCAGCUGCGUGGGAAGAUCCUCCUCAAGAACAAGAAGCUGAAAGCCCAUCAGGCACCGGUGGACAUCCUCAAACAGAAGGCUCACCAGCUGGCACACAUGCAAGCCCAGGCGAGCAACGGAUCAUCAGGAGUAUCUUCCCCUAACAACCACGCUAAUGAAGACGAGGAAGAAGAAGAAGAUGAAUAUGACUAUGAUUAUGAGUCUCUGUCAGAUGACAACAUCCUGGAUGACAAGCCCGAUGCUAAGAGCCCGGCUGACAAGGAGGAGCAAACUGUUGACGAAAUACCAAAGAGGAUGAAGAAGGCCGACAACAUGAUGCAGAGCAAAGGAAAGGUGUUCGACAUGGAACUGGGUGAGGAGUUUUACCUUCCUCAGAACAAGAAGGAAAGCCGUCAGAUCGCACAGGAGCUCUCUGACCUCAUCAUCUACUGCCAGGCUGUAAAAUUCCCUGGUCUGUCUACCUUGUCUCCAUCUGGCUCUGGUAGAGGAAAGGACAGAGGAAAAAGCAGGAAGUCCAUAUUUGGAACAGCUCCUUCUCGCUGUGGCGCAACAGGGGAGGUCACAACCCAAAGCCGCACCCCUGGAAAAGGUGGCUCUGAACGGCUCAGCUGGGAGGAACAGCAGACAUCCCCUGUCCUCAACCCUUCCACUUCGCUCAGCGCAAUCAUCCGCACACCCAAAUGUUACCACAUCUCAUCCGUCAACGAGAACGCAGCCAAGCGACUGUGUCGGCGGUACUCUCAGAAGCUGAUCCAACACACGGAGUGCCAGCUGCUCCGGACAUAUCCAGCAGCUACCAGGAUCGACUCCACGAAUCCCAACCCUCUGCUCUUCUGGCUGCAUGGAAUUCAGCUGGUGGCCCUCAACUAUCAGACAGACGAUCUGCCGAUGCAGUUAAACACAGCGUUGUUUGAGGCUAAUGGUGGCUGUGGCUAUGUUCUGAAGCCUGCUGUGCUCUGGGACCGUAGCUGUCCACUUUACCAGCAGUUCUGUCCGAUGGAAAGAGAUCUGGAGAAAAUGAGCCCAGCAGUCUAUUCCCUCACUCUUGUUUCUGGACAGAACGUCUGUCCGGGUAACAGCUCCGGCAGCCCCUGCAUCGAGGUAGAUGUCCUGGGAAUGUCGGUCGACACCUACCAUUUCCGCACCAAACCCAUCCACCGCAACACCCUCAACCCGAUGUGGAGCGAGCGCUUUCAGUUCACGGUGCAUUUCGAGGAGAUGUGUUUCCUGCGAUUUGCGGUGGUGGAGAACAACAGCUCCCAGAUCACGGCUCAGAGAACUCUGCCUCUGAAAGCCCUCAAACCAGGUUACAGGCAUGUUCAGUUGAGAACGCAGCAUAAUGAACAUCUCGAAGUCUCCAGCUUAUUCAUCUACAGCCACAGAACAGAGGAAGGUCCCAAAGGGGGCGCCACUCCCUCAUCUUUGCUGUUUAGUUCAGAGGAGAAGCGUGUUUCAGAGCAGCACAGGGUGACAGUACAUGGGGCUCCUGGUCCAGAACCCUUCAAAGUCUUCUCUGUAACGGAGCAGACCACGGCUAAACAGCUGCUGGACAUGGUAUGUGCGACAGAAAUUAAAAAUGAAAAAGCGACUGAGGCAGGAGUGAAAGAAAUAAACACGCGUUUGUCAUUUAUAUAUGUUCAGGUUGUGACAUCUGGAGAAAACCCUUUCUUGUGUGAGGAGAAAGUGCCCCUGCUGAAGGAGCGCAGCGAGGUGAAGCGCUGCGCUCAGUAUCGGCCCCUGGCCCCCGAGGAGGAGGUGGUCAGGCUCGUCAGUAGCUGGGACACAGACGAUGGAUAUGUGGGGAGGAUCUGCAUCAAAACAAGAGAGGAGAACCUCACUGACAAAAUCACUGUCCUGGAGAGAGAGGAGGAGGCGACAGUGGCGGGGAAAGACGCAGCAGGAGGUGGUGGCGGCAGUGGAGGAGAGGAUGAGAUGUUCUUGGUUCAGGUCCAUGAAGUUUCACCAGAACAGCCUCACACUGUGAUCAAAGCCCCGCGGUACAGCACGGCUCAGGACAUCAUCCAGCAGACACUGUCAAAGGCAAAGUAUUCCUACAGUAUUCUGUGCAAUCCCAAUCCCUGUGACUAUGUGUUGGUGGAGGAGGUCGGCAAGGAGGCCGGUUCUAAGAAGUCCUCUGCUGCCAAGCCCCUUCAGCGGGUGCUGCUGGAUCACGAGUGCGUCUACCAAGCUCAGAACCGCUGGCGAGGCGCUGGAAAAUUCAUUCUUAAACUCAAAGAGCAGUUGGUGCGGGAGGACAAAAAGAAAGUGAUUUCCUUUGCCAGUGAGCUGAAAAAGUUAACCAGUCGCAGCCGCAGCAUGACGACAGGCAUGGCAGCGGACGGCCCCACGCAGAGGUAUCUGUCUGCAGCUGCAGGUCUGAAGGCGUGGGUGACUGAGGGUAGGGUGGCGGCUGGAAGGUUCAUCCAGGGUUCCUCUUUCUCCUCUUCCUCCUCCUUUAAUAGAGAACUCCAACUCUUCCACCCUCCCAGCUGCUCGCUGACCCUCCGAGUUUUGAAGCUUCACCUCCUUAGGAACUGGAAGAUCCACAAAUGAGAUCCAGGAGGAAAACUUGCACUGACUACUCAUAAACUUGGAGGAAUGUUCUGUUUUCCCACAAUUUCUGAAGUGUUUCCAUGAGGAAUUGUAGAUUUUGAGGUAUAUUCUUCUUAAGGUGAGGAAUGCAUAAUAAGCUUGUUUCCUCAGUUGGUGGAAUGAUGGACAGGAGUUUGGGAUACUCCCAAGUGUCUGUUCCCAUUCCUCUUUGUUUAUAGUGAUUGUUUCGACUCCAGAGAUGGUCCAGAGUAUCAUGGGCAGCUGUUUUUAAUUGCAGUCUUCAGGGACUGUAAAUAGCACUAAAAUAUUCCUCCUGUUUCUGAUGAGCAGGAGGAAAAAAUCCCAGAGGGACAGUUAAUUGACAAAUAAGUGUAAGUUUAAACUGCUAAAUGAGCUGCUCAAUGGAUAAAUGUUUUUUAUUAGACACAAAUUAUUUUGUGGUUAAGAUGGUUCAAAGGAGGCAACUGGUUUGAUGUAAACUGAUACUCAAGUAGUGACAGAUGGAGAAAGAUCUUAAUUAAAAUGAAGGAUAUUGUAAGUAAGGAGAUUUUAUUCUUCCUCUCUUGGGUAAAGACAUUAUAACAGAGGCAGACAAGCGGGCUUGUUUGGUUCUUCUUCUCACUGUUUCAAUUCUGUUGUGCUGUAAGAGCACAGUUUGAGGCAGUGAAGUAAACUUUUCCACUUUACUUAGUCAUUCACUAAUAGGAGCUGCGAGGCUCCAGGCAAUUUGUCGAACACUAAAAUACCUGCACUAAAAGCAACAGUACACAUGGCAGCAUCCUAGAACAGCGUAGGUGUGCACUGUGCAAUAUUGGUUUCUGUUUAGGAGCAAUUGUGGGACCUUUUGUUGCUUAACUUUAAUAUGGCUGAAGAAUGCUGCAAAACUGCCUCAAACUUCUGUUUGAAGAUGUUUUUAAGGAGGAUUUGAAGCUGUGGCACAGAAAAUUUAAGAGCUCACAUCUCUUGCUACUUACCAUUUUGGCAACCAACGCAAUACCUUUAGGAAAAUAUAUAUUUUGCAGUACUAUUGAGAGGCCACUGUACAUCUAAAAUCUGUGCAAAUUUUCAUUUCCCAGUUUCUCAAUCUAAUGUGUAACAAGAUUUCAAGUGGAGCCGCAGUCAAAUGGUUCCUAUAAGUUCAUGUUAAGUUCAUGCAGCUGAAUUAUGAGUUCAGCUCAUAAUUUUUUGUGAUUAUUUUCCUAACAGCAUUUUGCACAUUUUGUUUCUUUUAUUUGUGUUAGAUGAUCAUAUUGUGUUUUGUUUUCUUUAUUUUGACCAUUUUGUGUUGCUUUUAUUGUGAACUAAGUUUUUUUUUAAAUUUAAAACAGAAGAAAAUGUGAGAUGAAUUUUAUUUGAGUUGUUCAAUGUAUCAUCUGAGCUUAAAUUUUAAAGUUGUUGGACAUAUUUUUGUAAACAAAUAACUGAUAACUACAAUCACUUUUGGCCAAUUUUUCCCAUUUUCAUCAGUAAGUUUUUAUUACUAUUUAUUUUACUUAGAACUGUAAAUGUAAAUGUAUAUUUGACAUCUGAUUUGUAGAUAUGUCAGGUCUCCCUCACAUAUUUCUGAUCCAACCUAAAGAGUGCCUCAUGAUGUAACUUUUUUUUCUUUUGUUGGUAAAAUUAAGUCUGGAAAUGGAAACAAUAUUUACUCCAUCAUUUUCCCCGAGCAAAACAUUGUUGGAAAAGUUGAAAAAAGAAGAUGUAAAUAUGGAUAAAAAGUAAAAAUACAAAAAACAUACACAUGACAAUUUCUACUAAUAUGGUUGAAAAGCUGUUAUUUAAUUUGAUCGACAAACUGAGAUUUGCUUUCAUUGUAUUUUUUUUUUUUAACCAACAAAAAUUGCUUGCGUUUCAGUUGAAUAUUUUGUUCUUCAAAAGCAAAAAAUCUUUAGUUGUUUUGUCUGGGUGGUGACUUCUGGUGAGAGGAACACCGAUUUACCAAAACAUGCAUACCAACCCUAAAUGGCCACAAAUAGAUAUGGAGUUGAAUUUACAAACCACUAAAUCGUCAAAGCUUUCGUGGGACAAAUCAUUCGUUAUCUCCUCUCAUAAGUC
Molecule: messenger RNA, 9458 nt
Organism: Xiphophorus couchianus (Monterrey platyfish)
Lineage: Eukaryota; Metazoa; Chordata; Actinopteri; Cyprinodontiformes; Poeciliidae
Gene: plce1
Product: phospholipase C, epsilon 1
Exons: 43
Coding region: 306-7403 (2365 amino acids)
Biological process (GO): phosphatidylinositol metabolic process; G protein-coupled receptor signaling pathway; phosphatidylinositol-mediated signaling
Molecular function (GO): phosphatidylinositol-4,5-bisphosphate phospholipase C activity; guanyl-nucleotide exchange factor activity
Source: RefSeq, a predicted model, not a curated record